This is a messenger RNA of Perognathus longimembris pacificus (Pacific pocket mouse), 258 nucleotides long. Its product is annotated as NADH dehydrogenase [ubiquinone] 1 alpha subcomplex subunit 1-like. The coding region runs from base 34 to 258 and encodes 74 amino acids. NCBI's taxonomy places the organism in Eukaryota, Metazoa, Chordata, Mammalia, Rodentia, Heteromyidae. The record is from RefSeq and is a predicted model, not a curated record. The transcript has a single exon.
GGGAAGGAUUUGGAUCUAAAUAACCGGUCCAGGAUGUGGUUCGAGAUUGUCCCGGGACUGCUCAUCAUGGGCACGUGCCUGGUCAUUCCUGGAGUGGCCACUGCUUACAUCCAGAAGUACACUAAAGGAGGCAAGGAGAAAAGGGUAACCUAUUUUCCUUAUCACUGGGCUAUGAUGGAAAGAGAGAGACCAAUCUCUGGAGUCAACCGUUACUAUGUGUCCAAGGGCUUGGAGAACAUUAAUGAAGCAGUUUCCUGA